CUCUCUCUAUCUCCACCCAGUCCACUCCACUCUCUCUCCUCUCUCUCUCUCUCUCUUAAACCCUUUCGUUCUCUCCAAAAACCCUUGUGCUCUCUGGCACUCGACCUCGACCAUCUCGAGUCUCUCUGCACACGCUCAAUCCAUCCAAUCAUGAGCUCCUUCCCCAACUCCACAGCCGGCUUCGACAGCCUCCUCCUCCAAACCCUGAUGGGCCGCCUCCAAAUCCGCCCUCCCUCCACCGCCGCCGCCCGCCCCCCUCCCCUCUCCCUCGAGGACCUCCUCUUCGACGCCGUUAACAACCUCUCCGAUCUCGACGACGACGACGACGAGGACGGCUACGGCGCCGACGAGUCCGACCCCGGCAGGUCCCGGCUUGCUAGGGAAGAGGCCAGGCUCGAGAGGGAGAUCGUCAAGGUCAUCCUCUCCGGGAAGACUGACUCGCUCAAGCCCAACUCGGGCCAGGCCGUCACGAUCGGCGAGCACCACAUCUGCGUCGGGUUCCACGAGGAGACCGGCUCGGACUAUCGCGUGUGGGAGUGGCACGGCCACAUCAUGCUGUUCGACGACGAGAACGGGUACUCGCCGGAGUACAUCUAUGGGAAUUACUUCGAGAGGUUGAAGGGUAAGGGCCGUGAAGUCAAGGAGGAUGAGGAGAAGGAGGAAGAGGUGAAGGAGCAGCAGGAGGAGAAGGUGAGGAAUUUGGGGUUGAAAGAGUUGAUUGACGGGGGUGAUUCUGGUGGUGGUCGGAUUCUUCACAGGAACUUGAACGGGGCUCUUCCAGGUUUUAAUAGAGCUCACCCAGACAUUGCAAAGAAGUGAAAGAGACUUGGAAGGAGAUAUUGCUGAAUGGUGUUUUUUCCCUUUUCUCCAUCAGAAAUGACAUGUGUAAAGCCUCCAUCAUCUCUCAAGCUCUUCAAAUUUCAGGUUUUGUGAUUCUGCUGUGUCAUUUCUGAGUCAAUAUAUAGAAGGUGGACAAUACAGAAGACUCGUUUAAGCCUGUGUUGUAGAAUAAACAUGCUACUUUUUGUCGGACGUA
Molecule: messenger RNA, 1036 nt
Organism: Rhodamnia argentea
Lineage: Eukaryota; Viridiplantae; Streptophyta; Magnoliopsida; Myrtales; Myrtaceae
Exons: 2
Coding region: 151-819 (222 amino acids)
Source: RefSeq, a predicted model, not a curated record